Sparassis crispa is the source of this 1047-nucleotide messenger RNA. Its product is annotated as GTP-binding protein. The record is from RefSeq and is a predicted model, not a curated record. Bases 1 to 1047 code for a protein of 348 amino acids. Gene Ontology annotation, cellular component: Gtr1-Gtr2 GTPase complex; nucleus; fungal-type vacuole membrane. Gene Ontology annotation, biological process: regulation of autophagy; cellular response to starvation; cellular response to amino acid stimulus. The transcript has 5 exons. NCBI's taxonomy places the organism in Eukaryota, Fungi, Basidiomycota, Agaricomycetes, Polyporales, Sparassidaceae. Gene Ontology annotation, molecular function: GTP binding; GTPase activity.
AUGAAGAAAAAGGUUCUGCUCAUGGGGGCGUCUGGGAGCGGGAAGACUUCGAUGCGGUCGUUGAUCUUUUCUAAUAACCCUGCCUCUCUCACCGCUCGCCUGGGUGCGACCAUCGACGUCGAACAGAAUCAUGUGCGCUUCCUGGGAGACCUGAUCCUGAACUUGUGGGACUGUGGCGGUCAGGACGCGUUCAUGGACUCUUACCUCUCGACCCAGCAGUCCACGAUCUUCCAGCACGUCGGCGUCAUGAUCUAUGUCUUCGAGGUUCAGUCGCGUAACAUGCGCAAGGACCUCGAGUAUUACCGCGACUGUCUUGCGGCUCUCCGUCGGUACAGCCCUGACGCUGCGGUGUUCCUACUUGUGCACAAGAUGGAUCUCGUGAAUGAGCCGAGGGGCCAGACGCUGGACAGGAAGACGGCAGAAUUGCAGCAGGCGAGCGACGGCAUGGGGGUAACUGUGUUCGGGACGAGUAUCUACGAUGAGAGCCUGUACAAGGCAUGGUCUCGAAUCGUGCACACGCUGAUUCCGAACGUGGCGGUGCUUUCAAAGCACCUGACGACCCUCGCACACGCGUGCAACGCGACGGAAGUCAUCCUAUUCGAGCGCACGACCUUUCUUGUUAUUGCCACCUCCUCCCCGCCGCCCUCCCCCGCAUCCAUCCCGCUGCCGGUUACUCCUUUGUUCUCUACACCGUCUUCUAUGCACUCGAACGGCCUCCUCACACCGACGAGUACCUCGCACACCCGCUCGAAUGCGCGUUAUACACCGGACGAUUCAGACCCUCACAAGCUCGCGCCGACCCGGUAUGAGCGCACGUCGGAGCUCAUUAAGGCGUUCAAGCACGCGUGCUCGCGUGUCCGAGAGGAUUUCCGUUCCCUUGAGAUGGAGCUCGCCGAGUUUACUGCCGUGCUCGAUGAGCUCACCAAAAAUACAUACGUCCUCAUCGUCGUCCACGACCCCACAAUAGAGACGGCGGCGCUGAAGAUGAACAUCCGUCUGGCUCGCAAGAAGUUCGAAGAGCUUCAAGGAGACAGUCUCGUCUCCUGA